Molecule: messenger RNA, 789 nt
Organism: Fusarium mangiferae
Lineage: Eukaryota; Fungi; Ascomycota; Sordariomycetes; Hypocreales; Nectriaceae
Product: putative UAF30-subunit of RNA polymerase I transcription factor
Exons: 4
Coding region: 1-789 (262 amino acids)
Biological process (GO): nucleolar large rRNA transcription by RNA polymerase I; transcription initiation at RNA polymerase I promoter
Cellular component (GO): nucleus; RNA polymerase I upstream activating factor complex
Molecular function (GO): RNA polymerase I cis-regulatory region sequence-specific DNA binding
Source: RefSeq, a predicted model, not a curated record
AUGAGCGUCCCUUUGACUACUGAAGAACUCGAGCGCUAUACCGCUAUCAUUGACGACAUCCUUGAGACGUCCGACCUUGAGACCAUCUCACGAAAGAAGAUCCGGCAGGGGUUAGAGAACAAGCUCGGCGGCCAGGAUCUGAGCGAGCAGAAGAACGCCAUCAAACGACUUAUCGAAGCUCGGUUCGACGCCGUAUCCGGAGCCAACAACGGAAUCGAACCCCCCUCUACUGUCGACUAUGCGGCCAACGGCACAUCCGAUGUAGGCGAAACCGAGCAAUCCGCCACCCCGGAACCUUCACGAAAGAAGGUUAAGCGAUCGUCCUCGGCUGAAGAUGCGGACGCCAAGUUGGCGGCCCAACUACAGGCACAGGAAAAUAGCUUGGCCAGAGGGCGCAAGACUCGAGGGGGCGACAAGGCAAAACCUACCAAGAAGAAGGCGGCGCCACGCAAGAAAAGUGCGAAGAAGGUCAAAGCCGACGAUGAUAGCGACCUCGAACCAGCUGAUGGUGAGGUUGGCAAGAAGAGAAAGGCUGGUGGUGGUUUCCAGAAACCUUUCAACUUGAGCGAAACCCUCUCUGAACUUGUUGGCGAGACACAGCUCUCGCGACCUCAAGUUGUCAAGAAGCUCUGGGAACAUAUCAAAGCAAAUGACCUUCAAGACCCGAACGACAAACGUCAAAUCAUCUGCGACGAGAAGAUGCAAGCAGUCUUCAAACAAGCAAGAGUUGACAUGUUUCGGAUGAACAAGGAUAUCGGUAGCCAUCUUUACCCAGUUGGCGAGGAAUAA